This is a messenger RNA of Olea europaea var. sylvestris, 1323 nucleotides long. RefSeq names its product probable xyloglucan endotransglucosylase/hydrolase protein 8. The record is from RefSeq and is a predicted model, not a curated record. NCBI's taxonomy places the organism in Eukaryota, Viridiplantae, Streptophyta, Magnoliopsida, Lamiales, Oleaceae. The transcript has 4 exons. The coding region runs from base 220 to 1116 and encodes 298 amino acids. Gene Ontology annotation, biological process: xyloglucan metabolic process; cell wall biogenesis. Gene Ontology annotation, molecular function: xyloglucan:xyloglucosyl transferase activity; hydrolase activity, hydrolyzing O-glycosyl compounds. Gene Ontology annotation, cellular component: apoplast; cell wall.
UGUGUAAUAAUAAAUAUUAAUGCAUAAUCGGUCCGACUUCUUGACCGAUUUUCAGUUUUCCCAGUCGAACCGAUAGUUCAGCCUAGUUUUUAUAACACUGACAAUAGCAAGUAUUACAUAUUUUAAAAGCAUUAAAAAAUGCUUGUCAAAUUUUGCAUAAAAGGCAGUAUUUAUUGUUGAUUAUCUUUUCAAGAUCCUGUUUAAAACUUCUCUCGGAAAAUGGUGAGAAGAGCUUGUUCAAUUUUCAAUCUUUUCUUCAUUACAAUUCUUUUUGCUGUAUUUGGUAAGUUAUCCAAAGCAGCAGACUCAAAUUCAUUUGAAGAUAAUUUUAGUAAAAGCUGUCCCGACAACAAUUUCAAGACUUCCGAUGAUGGAUCAACCUGGUACCUCUCCUUGGACAAACAAGCAGGAUGUGGAUUUAUAACCAAGCAAAGAUACAGAUUUGGGUGGUUCAGCAUGAAGCUCAAACUCGUUGGAGGCGACUCAGCCGGAGUCGUGACAGCUUAUUAUAUGUGUACUGAAAAUGCAGCAGGGCCAGAGAGAGAUGAACUGGAUUUUGAGUUCUUGGGGAACAGAAGUGGGCAGCCUUACGUAUUACAAACAAAUGUGUACAAGAACGGAACUGGUGGGCGUGAGAUGAGGCACAGUUUGUGGUUUGAUCCCACUGAAGAUUUCCACUCUUAUUCCAUUCUUUGGAACAAUCAUCAGAUUGUGUUUUUUGUGGAUAGAGUUCCGAUAAGAAUAUACAAAAACGCAAACUACACGAACAAUUUCUUCCCGAAUGAAAAGCCUAUGUACCUAUUCUCAAGCAUCUGGAACGCAGACGACUGGGCUACGAGGGGUGGCCUCGAGAAAACCGACUGGGAAAAGGCACCAUUCGUGUCAUCUUAUAAGGACUUCACUGCAGAUGGUUGUCAAUGGGAGGACCCUUUCCCUACCUGUGUAUCCACCACCACUGAUAACUGGUGGGAUCAGUACAAUGCCUGGCACCUUUCAGAGGAUAAUAAAAAGGAUCAUGCUUGGGUUCAAAGAAACCUUGUGAUAUAUGAUUAUUGCAAGGAUACUGAAAGAUACCCAACUUUGCCUGAGGAGUGUUGGUUAAGUCCAUGGGACUGAUUCACAGUUCUGGGUUUUGCAAUAAUAUCUCGAGAUUGGCAGCGAUAACUUGGUUUAGCUACUAUAUGCCAGUUGCUUUAAUAAUCGAAGCAGAUUAAUUCUUUGUUGCUUAGGUAAUUAUUUUAUAACUUUGAUUGGAUAGUACAUGCUGGAUUGUGUUACCAUUGUAUUGAGUUAUUGCAUUCAUUAUAUCACAUUUUGGCAUUA